AUGAACGAUCACUUGAACGCGACUGCCCAACAUAAAGAUGGAGAAAAAUGUGGAAGCAUGGGAGGAGAAAGUUUUACAGAAGAACAAGAGGCUUUGGUGGUGAAGUCAUGGAAUUUAAUGAAGAAAAAUGCUGGGGAAUGGGGUCUCAAAUUCUUUAUCAAGAUAUUUGAGAUUGCACCAUCAGCCCAGAAACUAUUCUCAUUUUUGAAGGACUCAAAUGUUCCACUUGAGCAGAACCCCAAACUCAAACCUCAUGCCAAGUCUGUCUUCGUCAUGACAUGUGAAGCUGCUGUACAACUGAGGAAAGCAGGAAAAGUUGUGGUAAGAGAUUCAAGUCUGAAAAAAAUAGGUGGUGUGCACUUCCAGUAUGGAGUGGUGGAUGAACAUUUUGAGGUUACUAAAUAUGCACUCUUGGAGACAAUAAAGGAAGCAGUAGGAGAAAUGUGGUCUGCAGAAAUGAAGAAUGCUUGGAGUGUGGCCUAUGAUCAAUUGGUUGUUGCAAUCAAGACUGAAAUGAAACCCUAA
Messenger RNA from Fraxinus pennsylvanica, 525 nucleotides. Lineage: Eukaryota; Viridiplantae; Streptophyta; Magnoliopsida; Lamiales; Oleaceae. The record is from the annotation of a GenBank genome assembly.